UGUGAGGGUCCCCCAGCCCCUGUUCAGCCGGCUCCUCAGCGAUUGAGCCGGGGCUGUCAGGGGCUGUCAGCCGAGGUUGUGAGCAGAUGGCCUAACGGGCGUCCCCUGGGGGCUGCACACACCGGGACGACUAAGAAGCCCAGAAACAGUUCCCUCUCCUGCCUUCAGGCCUCGCCGCCAGGUAAUGGAGCUGUCUCGAGAGGAAGCCCUGUUGUUCACAGCCAGCUGCCUUGUUGUGACAAAUGGUACCACAGAGACGUCAGCCGUCAGCCGCAACUGUUAGUUUCUGAAAGGAGGAACAUGAACGAGGCCUGGCUCCCCCUUGGCCAAGGUCAGCGGGGGCUUCAGGCUGACUUCAACAGCGCCAGCGCCCGAUCCCUGGUGGUGGAAACUGCACGUCAGACCAUGUUGGGUGGACAGGACAGUGGGGAGCAUCUGGCUCAAUCCUCUCCAUUUACAGGGGCACCUCCCACCUAUUGGCUGACCAAUUGAAGAUGGGUGAGUAUAAAGCCAUGGCCCCUUGACUUGGCCAUCCCAGCUGCAGAACGGCCAUCCCAGCUCCGGAGCUCCUACAGGACUGACUGAGCCCGUGCUGCAACUGCGUGGCAGCUCACCUCCUUCUGCCCUGUCCUGCCUGUCACCUCUCACAGGUGAUGCAAAGGGUUCAGGGACCACACUUUGAUAACCAACCACCGGUAUAAAGGCUGCAUUAAACCCCGUUCCUCCCACCUCCCUGCACCGCUCGCCUAAGAAAGCACAAGCGACUAGUCGUCUGGAAACCUCAGGAAGGACCCAAAAGAAACAGCUCCCCGAUGCAAGCCGGAACCGAGAUGUCAGAAGAUUUAGCAAAGCAGCUAGCAAGCUACAAAGCUCAACUCCAGCAAGUUGAAGCAGCAUUAUCUGGAAAUGGAGAAAAUGAAGAUUUGCUAAAAUUGAAGAAAGAUUUACAAGAAGUCAUAGAACUAACCAAAGACCUUCUGUCAACUCAACCUUCUGAAACUCUUGCAAGUUCAGACAGUUUUGCUUCUACUCAGCCCACUCAUUCAUGGAAAGUAGGAGACAAGUGUAUGGCAAUCUGGAGUGAAGAUGGACAGUGUUAUGAAGCGGAGAUUGAGGAGAUAGAUGAAGAAAAUGGCACCGCUGCAAUCACCUUUGCUGGUUACGGCAAUGCUGAAGUGACUCCACUGUUGAACCUCAAGCCUGUAGAAGAAGGAAGGAAGGCAAAAGAGGAUAGUGGCAACAAACCCAUGUCAAAAAAAGAAAUGAUGGCCCAGCAACGUGAAUAUAAAAAGAAGAAGGCUUUGAAAAAAGCACAGAGAAUAAAAGAACUUGAGCAGGAAAGAGAGGACCAGAAGGUGAAAUGGCAACAGUUCAACAACAGAGCCUAUUCUAAAAACAAAAAAGGCCAGGUAAAGAGGAGUAUUUUUGCUUCACCUGAGAGUGUAACGGGCAAAGUUGGAGUAGGAACUUGUGGAAUUGCUGAUAAACCUAUGACACAAUAUCAAGAUACUUCUAAAUACAAUGUUAGGCAUUUGAUGCCUCAAUAAUCAGAAAAACUGUUGGAUUUCAUCUCUGCAGGGCUUUACAUUUACCUUUUUAUCCUUAUAUUUUUCUAAAGGUAAAUUAUUUGUUAGAUGAGUAAGGAAGACACCGUUGUUGUCAUGUUUGACUUCAAUAGAAUGAAACUUGAAGAAAUUGAAUUUGAUAACUGCUAUUCAUUUAACUUUUUUCAUUACUACUACCACAGUUCCCUCAAAGUUUGUUGAAUAAAGCAACUUUUCUAAAUGCUGCUUAGUACAGCGCUUAGAUGAAUUGUUGAUCUUCCUAUUAUCAGGCCCCCACUUAAUCUAUGGUAUAUACCUUUUGUAAGUCAUCACUUGGAAUUUUCAGAUGCUUUGAACUUGAUACAUAUUCUAGCAAUUCAUUGAAACAUAAAGGCAAAACAACCUGCUAAAGAGAGAUCUUUACCUUUUUUUUUUUUUUUAUCUUCAACUUUAAAACCUAGCUUUUGUCCAGUUCAGCCUAAAUAUAGGUUAAUUUGUAAAUGGCAACGUUUGUUUUGAGGUUUUUUCUUCAAUACUUUGUUUCCUCGGCCUAUUAUGCCAUCACUAAUGUUGAUCCAGCUUUUAUUUUUAUUCAAGUUUUAGUUUUAUGUAAGAAACCAUGUUUAGGAUGAGCUACCUUUUCGAAGGUAUUUUUGUUUUCUGUAUGUUUGCUUUUUUCCUGUGUUGAUUUUUCACUUAGUUGUGGUACCAUGUGGAUGUGUAAUGUUUAUAUGGGAAGACAAAAAGCUUGAUGUAUAGCCCUGUAUACAGUGUAGAUACUAUUUUUGUAAAAACAAGGCUAAAUUAAUGAACAAGAGUACUGAAUGUUUCAUUAAAAUUUCCUGUAUUUCUUGUGCAUUAAUCUGACCAUAAUUUUCCUGUAUAUUAUGUUCAUGUAGCUGAAUUUAUAAUUUUUUAACUAGAUCAAGUCAGCAUUUGUUGGUAUAAGUGAACAUCACAGUUACUGUCAAUUGAGUUUAAGCCAAAUACAUGCAUAGAAAAGGGUCUUCCUAUUAAUGGAAGAUGAUUUUUAGGAUGUAUGUUAAUUUCAGUUUUUGUAUGUUUAACUUUUAUUAAAUAAAGUGUUUUUGAAAUCUC
Molecule: messenger RNA, 2642 nt
Organism: Lemur catta (Ring-tailed lemur)
Lineage: Eukaryota; Metazoa; Chordata; Mammalia; Primates; Lemuridae
Gene: SMNDC1
Product: survival motor neuron domain containing 1
Exons: 9
Coding region: 813-1547 (244 amino acids)
Biological process (GO): regulation of alternative mRNA splicing, via spliceosome; mRNA processing
Cellular component (GO): precatalytic spliceosome; cytoplasm; nucleus
Molecular function (GO): RNA binding
Source: RefSeq, a predicted model, not a curated record